UCCCUCCUCUCAAUACACUGUCCUGACAGGGCACAGAGCAGGGUGUGUUUGAUUUUUGUCUCAGAACAGGAUGUGUUGUGUUGUGAAGCGAGCGGUGCUGCUGCUGCUGCUGGCGGCGGUGAUCGGCUCUGACCCGGUGCCGGUUCCUGAAGACUGUGAAGGUCUGAAUAAACCACUGCCAAGAAAUGACCUGCACAAGAUUUUCGGGGACUGGGUUCUGGUCUGGUCUGUCACUGACAAUGCACAUGGCUGGCAAAUGGAGCCAAAAAUUAACAGCUCUCACGUCGAGCUCCAGCUCCUCCCCGACAACAAAACCAUCAGCUUCAUCGAGAGGAACCUGCACAUUAAUAAGUCGUGUUCCAUCUACUCCCUCAACAUGUCUUUCCCCUCGGACUCUUCUGACUCUAACCAACACACACUGCACACCGACGCCGCCACGGAGGACAUGGAUGGUGUUGUCAAACCCUACAACGACUCAGGUGUACUGGAUUUGUACCAAAGCUGCCCUGACUGUCUGAUUGUGGUCUAUAGGAGCCCAGUACAUGGCCAGUUCCUACUGAGCUACAAGAGGGAGGGGCAUCAUUUGGACACUGAGCAGUUGAAAGCCGACCACAGUCAUCACAGGAAACGGGCCGAGUGUCUGGAACUCCCUCACGACAAACUGUUUGUCUACGACGGAGUUUCAGAUUUUUGUCAUAAGAAAUCUUCUCCAGAAGUGAAGCAGGAGUCCUGAGUGAAGACGACGGAAUAAAGCAACGUGUCCGAAAAGUUAAUCAUUAAUAAAAUAAAACGAGGUACUAAACCCUGAAA
This is a messenger RNA of Lates calcarifer (barramundi perch), 810 nucleotides long. RefSeq names its product saxitoxin and tetrodotoxin-binding protein 1. The transcript is spliced from 6 exons. The coding region runs from base 71 to 733 and encodes 220 amino acids. NCBI's taxonomy places the organism in Eukaryota, Metazoa, Chordata, Actinopteri, Centropomidae. The record is from RefSeq and is a predicted model, not a curated record.